GAGGGAAACUUUCAGAAAUUCUUCCUAUUUGUAACUUUUGGUGUGUUUAUUGAAAUUCUUGUCAGAACUAUCCAUACGACGCAGUAUAUAUUUGUCAAAAUAAAUGAACUCAAGAAAUAAAAACAAACCGCUGAACAGAUAAGGACGAUUGAGAGAACUCGUUAAACAGUUGUUUUUGCGGUAAAGGAGAAUCAGAAUUCGAAAACCAAAUACAAAGGUCUCUGGACAAAAGGAUGCAGACGCCUCCGGAAACAGAUCUCCUCCGGUGGGAAUGUGUCAACCAAAAAACUCGUGACUCUGUCCUCUUAGAUUUGUCUUUCAAUCAUCAAUUUGUGACAUCAAAAAUCUUAGAAAGGUGGUAGAAUAUCGUUUGGAAUAUAUAAUGAUUUGUUGAUUUUGUGCGAAAACUGAAUUUAGAGAAGGAAAAAAAAAUCGUUUGGCAUAAUACUACGUUUGAUUUGUGUUGCAAAUAAAUUUCGAAGAAAAAAGUGGCGACGACGACGAUGGGGAAGUCCAUGCGUUAAGUUUGGACAGUUCUUACUUGGUGACAUCGGACUCAGAGGGUAGUGUGCAAGAUUUUGAACUUGACAUGACUACUGAUCACCAAGAAACACCCCUACCCAAAGAACUAGAACUUCGCGCUGGUUCUCAGCCACUAGAAUACGCCCUCUGGGCAAGGGUAGAACUUAGUCGAGGUAAAAGGUUCGGUCCCAUACCUGCUCAACUCAAAGAUACAGAGCCACCUAGUCCCACUGUUUGGAAAGUUGUUGAUGAGCAAGGUACAGUGAAGGCAUGGGUCGAUACUUUGGUCGUGAGAGGUGGACAGUGGACGACAUUUUUGCGAAAAUCAGAGAAUGUGCAAAAGAGGAAUGUUAGUCCACUCUUCUAUGGUGGUCAAAUCUACCUUGAAGUUGUCCGAGACAUCGAAGCUGGUCAGGAGCUCCAUUUAGCCUCUUACAACUUGUUGCUGGCCCACGAAUCAUCAUCUCACAGAAAUGGAAGUGUUGUUUCCCAUGAUGCAACAGGUUCCGAUGAAAGAAAAGAGUAUCAAAAAGAAGAUGGAUCAGAGAAUUCUGGAAUCAUCCCUCCUCCUCUCAUCCCAAAACAGGAAGAUGGGGAUGAAUUGUCUCAUCUCAGGUGUUACGCCUGUGACAUCGAAUUCCCAGAUCAUUACAGGUUAGUAAUAGUAAUUAGCAACAGUUUGCAAUUAGGUCAUUUUUUAACCCUUCAUAAGGGCAUUAUGCUUCCCACAAACUUCCUUAACUAUUAGUAGUCAAUAGGAAGUUUUUAACCUCCUAAGAUUUGAAUGUUCGUGCGGCCAUCUGCUAAUAAUUUCAGAAAAUAAAAAAAGAAACGAAUGAAAGGCGUUGCUUUGAAAAAUGUGGAUAACAGUAAUGGUUGGCGUGGGGUCGAAAAGAGAAGUCAGCACUGGAGAACCAUUUUUCCUUUUGCGUUUUGCGUUCAUUCUUUUAAUCAUUUCUCAUCGCUUUUGCUUGUAGUUAAGAACACAAUAUUUAUAAAAUAUUUAUAAAUGCGGUUAUUUGUAAGUACGGAUGUUCAAGUUUAUGGAAAAGUCAUUACAGUAAGAAACAUUUUUUUGAAAAUUUUGUCUACAUU
Molecule: messenger RNA, 1617 nt
Organism: Parasteatoda tepidariorum (common house spider)
Lineage: Eukaryota; Metazoa; Arthropoda; Arachnida; Araneae; Theridiidae
Product: histone-lysine N-methyltransferase MECOM
Biological process (GO): regulation of gene expression
Cellular component (GO): nucleus
Molecular function (GO): protein binding
Source: RefSeq, a predicted model, not a curated record